AUGGGGUUCACUUACGCACUCCUUUGCGAUCUCCUCGAAAACUUGGAGAAUGGCAGGAGAUCCAGUGUGUCCACCGCAGCCCGGAAGGCCAUUCCGGACAUUCAACCAGUUGCUCAGUGGUUCGCCCGACAUGAACGUGUUAUUCAAGAUUCUGGAACCGACAGAGUCGCCUUGCUUUCAUGCAUAUUUCCCGAGAAGCGAACCGAUCGAGUGUAUUGGCUAGGAGCAAACUUACUAUCCAAGGUCAUCGGUCGAUGUCUCGGACUAGGAUCAUCGCGACUCAAAGAACUCAAUUUAUGGCAAACUGCUGGAAAUGGAGAUCUUGGAAAAUGCGUCGAGAACGUGAUGCGCCAAGCCGAGAACUAUGUACAACCCGGGCAGGAACUGUCAGUGGAAGAGGUUGACCGCGCCAUGGAGACGAUUGCCUCGCGAUGUCGCUUCUCCGGCCCUCAGGUUCGACGAAACCGCUCGGCAGUAGAUUGCGACUCAGUUUUGUCCUCGCUGUAUCGUCGGUCCAGCAGCCGUGAUGCCAAGUGGCUCACUCGCAUGAUCCUGAAAAGCUAUGCUCCUGUCGUUUUUCCCGAACAAUAUACACUGAAGAAGUUUCACUUUCUCCUGCCACAUCUUUUCCUACUGCAAAAUUCCUUUGACGGAGCGCUGGCAAUGCUUGCUUCCGAGCCUAUCAAUCAUUUCCCACCCAACCCCGAUCCAAAAUCAGCCAAGGGCCUGAGCUCAAUUGCAAUGCAACAUUUGCGGCCUCGAGUUGGUAUUAAGGUUGGGCGUCCCGACUACUACAAAGCCCGGAGUAUCAAACAUUGUCACCAAAUGGUCAAUGGUCGGCGCAUGAGCAUCGAACGGAAAUACGACGGUGAAUAUUGUCAGAUACACGUCGAUAUGUCCAACAAAUGUGCUCCUAUCCAAAUAUUUUCAAAGAGCGGAAAGGACUCGACUGCAGAUAGAGACAAAGUCUUGCCUGUGAUAGAAGAAGCCCUAGGCCUAGGACGCCCCGAGUGCAAAUUUACCGGACGAUGUAUCCUUGAAGGGGAGCUGCUUGUAUGGAACGACGAAGAUGGUGAGAUCAUGGACUUCAACAGACUUCGAAGACUACUCCCCAGGUCAGGUGUUUUGUUGGGCGUUGAACACGAUUCUCCGCCACAACCUUUUGAGCGCUUGAUGAUUAUGUUUUUCGACAUCCUCAUGCUUGACAACGAUGUUUGCCUAUCUAAGCCUCACCGGGAGAGACGGUUGCUUCUUCAGAAGGUGGUGCGGAGAAUACCCGGCCGAUCUGACCUCGCGCACCAAGAAGUGCUGGACUUUAGCCGAGAGGGCAGCUAUCAUCGCCUCGAAAGGAGCUUUGAGAAGGCAAUCACCCAACGUUGGGAGGGAUAUGUCCUCAAGGCUUCUGAUGAACCCUAUUUUCCAAUAUAUUCCACCGGCGUUGAUCAAAUGUUUGGCCGAUGGAUCAAGCUGAAGAAAGAUUAUAUUCCUGGACUCGGAGACACCGUUGAUUUUGCUAUCAUUGGUGGGACUUACAACUCGCGGGAUGUGCAAAACCUAUCGCAAAUCAGAAAGUUAAAGUGGACUCACUUUUUUGUCGGUUGUCUUAUGAACAAAGAAGAGUUUCAUGAAGAUGGUUCCCUUCCACAUUUUCGGGUCAUUGAUGUGAUUGGUCGACACAGCAUGAGUUGGCAAAACAUGCAGCUCCUUAAUCAAUUCGGCGAGUUUUACGAGUGUUCACCUGACGAGUUCGAAGGGUUCGCCGUGGAGUACGGACAUAGUGGCCUUCCCAAAGCAACCACCUGGUUCAAGCAUCCCUUCGUGGUCGAGAUGCUAGGCAGUGGGUUCGAAAAGCCACCCAGUGGUAGAUACUUUACGCUCCGGUUUCCGCGAAUUCUGAAGGUUCACUUGGAUAGGCCGAUGGAAGACACCGCUUCCUUUCGAGAGCUGCAGAUACUCGCCGAAGAAGCUCGAGCUUUGCCUCUGGAUGAAGUGGAAGAGCUCAGGGACCGAACCGAAUGGUCCAAACGUCUGAACAUUGAGUGCCAGCUUACCCAAUCCAAUGAAAUGGUAUCGGACCCAGAAGCUACGUGCUCAGACACUGACUCUGAGCCAGGGUCACCAGUGACUCAAAUACCUUUUGCGCCAACGGCCUCGGAAGAUAGUUAUAUGGAAGCACGUCCACUAAUGGACUGUUACAUUGGUGGAAUCUCCUCGGAAAGAACCACUGAUCAGUCACAAGAAAAACAGACGAGUGUGCCCUUAAUUUAUACUGACGUGGUUGCACUGCCCGUUGAGCCUGAGAAUCCAGUUUGCUAUCAAAGUGUGCUAGCCAGUAACAUCAACUUGGCGUCUCAUCAAGCUUCCAACCAGAGCGAUGAGAAAAGGGCAUCUCAAAAUGCAGAGCAAUGCUUACCCACAAAUUUGCUUCGGGCACCAUCGCAAUCGGCAGCUCCUGGUCGACCAGCUCCAGUUCACUCGACCAGCAUUUCUGGUCCGUCCACUUGUAUCUCUCAGAAUUCACAACAAAGGGAAACACUGGGAUCAGGAGUUAAGCCUUCGUUCCCUUCACUGAAGAGAAAGGGGUCUCCACAAUCACCCUUGACAACUAUUCCUCUGUGGACUACCGAGACAUCAUUCGGGAGCUUUGCAGCUCUAGAAACCGAUCAGAAACACUCUCAGGAUCUAAAACUCAACACUUUGCAAGACUUUGUCCAACAAUUGUGUUCAAAUCAAACGGCAUUCGCACUCCAACAAUCGAAUCCAUAUGCCGCAUCCCAAGGCAUGAAAUUUGGCAUAAUAAUAUUCAAUCCCGGGGUGACUGCACUGGGCGAAGAAAUGCGCCGACUCGUGGCAGCUCUUUCCAAAUUUGCCCAAAAUGGCAUGCGUUCAGCAGCUUCCGUCGGAAAAGUCUUCUUCUUGGCCUCUAGCAUCCUGGCACAGGACCUCAGUCCCGAGGACGGUCGCUUUUGUUUGCGUGAGACAUGGGAAGCCAUUGGAUCUGACCAUUACUACGGAUGUGUCGGCUGGGAUCUCCGUGGACGAUUUGACAAUCUCGUUACCACUAAAGCCAAUCAUCUUCCGGUCUCGAAAACAACUAUUCCAGAUGGCCAGCAGUCGGAGCUGCGCACAGAGCCCUGGAUUAAAAUCUCAUUUGAAGACUCGGAGAUUGCUACGUUGGGUGAAUAUAUUUCCAUGGAACCACCCAUUCAUGCCCGAGAUAUCUGA
Penicillium olsonii is the source of this 3225-nucleotide messenger RNA. The record is from the annotation of a GenBank genome assembly. Lineage: Eukaryota; Fungi; Ascomycota; Eurotiomycetes; Eurotiales; Aspergillaceae.